Molecule: messenger RNA, 1440 nt
Organism: Bacidia gigantensis
Lineage: Eukaryota; Fungi; Ascomycota; Lecanoromycetes; Lecanorales; Ramalinaceae
Exons: 3
Coding region: 1-1440 (479 amino acids)
Biological process (GO): vesicle-mediated transport; small GTPase-mediated signal transduction; protein geranylgeranylation
Cellular component (GO): Rab-protein geranylgeranyltransferase complex; cytosol; nucleus
Molecular function (GO): GDP-dissociation inhibitor activity
Source: RefSeq, a predicted model, not a curated record
AUGGAGUCGCUCAAUAACACGACUUGGGAUAUCGUCCUUUCUGGAACUGGUCUUCCAAACUCCCUCCUAGCUCUAGCACUCUCACGAUCCGGCAAAAAAGUCUUGCAUCACGACGAACAUGAGUUCUACGGUGGAUCUGAAGCUGCCUUAAGCUUGGAAGAAGCAGAAGUCUGGGUGGAAAGAAUCAACCAUGAAGCAACUCGCAGUCCUUUCCAGCAGGCGUCCAUAACAAAACUCGAAGAAUAUGUAUCGGCCGUACCAAGACUCUCGUUUUCUCGCGCCUACAAUCUUUGCCUUGCACCGCAAAUCAUAUACAGCCGUACAAAUCUACUUCCCGCUCUAGUCGCAUCGAAAGUCUACAAACAACUCGAAUUCCUUGCCGUGGGCAAUUGGUUCAUCUUCGAUCCUGGAGUCAACGAUAGUUUCUCACUUGGCGGAAGUGUACAGCAAAAUGCUCUUGAACCAGCAAGUAGGCCUUGCCUUCGUAGGAUUCCCAAUGGCCGAGAAGGUAUCGUGAAAGAUAAGACCAUUGAUUUCGCCAACAAACGCAGUUUGACGCAAUUGCUACUCAUGAUUAAAGAUGACGAAUCACGAAAACAAGCCAUAGCAGAAAAUAAGACACUACCAUUUACCUACUUCCUGACAGCACAAUACCAAUUGGAUAGGAGAUUGCAAGCACCUUUCCACGCCCUCACGCUAUCCCCAAAUGCACCAGAAGACACGACCACGGAGUAUGCCCUCACUCGUCUUCACCGACACCUAUCCUCAAUGGGCGCGUACGGUCCUGGCUUCUGCGCAGUAAUACCCAGAUGGGGCGGACUAGCAGAGAUCGCCCAAGUCGGCUGCCGCGCAGGAGCAGUAGGAGGAGGCGUAUACGUUCUAAACAAAGGCAUCGGGGGUUUCCCAGACAGCACCGCUCCACCCAACCACCCUGACCAGAACGAUAAAUUCCUAGCACUCGGACUCACUCUUGAAGAAACGAUCUACACCCGUCGCGCCGUCGGCUCAAAAUACGACUACCCCUCAGCCACCACCAGACCAGACCCGAAUCCAGAAGAUCCACCCAAAAUUGCAGUCCGAAGCAUCGCCAUCGUCACCUCGUCACUCCCUGAGAUGUUUCCCCCAGCAAAAGCUGCUGUACAUAAUCCAGCGGCCGUGAUGGUCAUCUUUCCAACUGGUAGCCUCAGUCUUCCUGACACAACCAUCUCACCAAGUUCAGACGAAUCGCCCACUUCAGAGACACCGCCGACCUCAGACGUACCACUGCCCUCACCGCCCCCGCCAGCACCGAGAAACCCCGUGCCCAUCUACCUCCAAGUCCGCUCCGCUGAGACAGGCGAAUGCCCCCGCGAUCAAAGUAAGCUCCCUCUAUUCCUACCUUCUCACAACCUCGCACUCUCAAAUGAUGACACAAUCCGAAUACUUAUCUACAUUGCCUGA